Molecule: messenger RNA, 1104 nt
Organism: Lodderomyces orthopsilosis Co 90-125
Lineage: Eukaryota; Fungi; Ascomycota; Pichiomycetes; Serinales; Debaryomycetaceae
Gene: ARO4
Product: 3-deoxy-7-phosphoheptulonate synthase
Exons: 1
Coding region: 1-1104 (367 amino acids)
Biological process (GO): aromatic amino acid biosynthetic process
Cellular component (GO): cytoplasm
Molecular function (GO): 3-deoxy-7-phosphoheptulonate synthase activity
Source: RefSeq, a predicted model, not a curated record
AUGAGUCACACACCACUUCCAGCUGAAUACGACGAUACCAGGAUCCUUGGUUACGAUCCUUUGGUUCCGCCAGUUAAGUUGCUGAAUGAAAUUAAAGCAUCUUCAAAAUCCUUGGAUGUGGUUAUUAGAGGUCGUUUUGAAUCAUCUCAAAUUCUCAAAGGUAAAGACGAUAGAGCUCUAGUUAUAGUUGGUCCAUGUUCUAUUCAUGACACUAAAGCUGCUUUGGAGUAUGCACACCGUUUGAAAAAAUUGAGUGAAGAGUUGAAGGAUGAUUUAUGUAUUAUUAUGAGAGCUUAUUUGGAGAAACCAAGAACCACUGUUGGAUGGAAAGGGUUGAUUAAUGAUCCUGAUGUUGAUAAUUCAUUUGAUAUUAACAGAGGAUUGAGGAUUUCUCGUCAAUUGUACGCCGACUUGACUGAAGCUGGGUUGCCUAUUGGUUCUGAAAUGUUGGAUACGAUAUCACCACAAUACUUUCUGGAUUUCUUGAGUUUCGGUGCUAUUGGUGCUAGAACCACUGAAUCGCAAUUACACAGAGAAUUAGCCUCUGGAUUAAGCUUCCCCAUUGGUUUCAAAAAUGGUACUGACGGUGGUUUAACUGUUGCUUUGGAUGCCGUACAAGCUUCAUCAAAGGGACACCAUUUUAUGGGUGUCACAAAGAAUGGUACUGCUGCUAUAACCACCACCAAGGGUAAUGACACUUGUUUUAUAAUUUUGAGAGGUGGUAAAAAGAUCACCAAUUACGAUGCAGAAUCUGUCAGAGCCGCUAAAGAAGCAAUUAACAAGUCUACUGAUCCAAACAUCAAAUUGAUGGUUGAUUGUUCUCAUGACAACUCAAAGAAGGAUUACAGAAAUCAGCCCCAGGUUUUAGAUACAGUUGCCGAACAAAUUAGUAAAGGUGAUGAUUCAUUAAUUGGUGUCAUGAUUGAAUCUCAUAUCAAUGAAGGUAAACAAGGAAUGCCACCAGCCGGUCAGAAUAAGGAUGUUUUGAAAUACGGUGUUUCAAUCACUGAUGGAUGUGUCUCAUGGGAAACUACUGUUGACAUGUUGACUAAAUUGAGUAAGGCAGUUCAAGCUAGAAGAAGCUUGAAGAAAAACGGAAACUAA